UAACUCUCGACUUAAAGGGUUAAGCUUUAGACCGCCGUUUAUGCAAAAGCUUUGAUUGUUCAUCUUUCUUCAGAGAUUAGGAAAGAGAUGAGAGGUAGAAGUUACAGCCCAUCACCGCCAAGGGGUUAUGGAAGGAGGGGAAGGAGCCCUAGCCCUAGAGGACGAUAUGGUGGAGGUGGUGGUGGUGGGGGUCAUAGCCGAGAUCUUCCCACUAGUUUGUUAGUUCGUAACCUUCGUCAUGAUUGCAGAAUUGAAGACCUUCGUAGGCCAUUUGGGCAGUUUGGUCCUCUAAAGGAUGUCUACCUUCCAAGGGAUUACUAUACCGGGGAUCCCCGAGGGUUUGGUUUCAUUCAAUAUGUUGAUCCUGCUGACGCUUCUGAGGCUAAACACCACAUGGAUGGUCAAGUUCUCUUAGGCCGACAGCUGACUGUUGUUUAUGCAGAAGAAAACCGAAAAAAGCCUGUUGAGAUGAGGACAAGGGAGCGUGGUGGUGGCGGAGGCGGUGGCAGUAGGGGCAGGGUUUAUGACCGAAGACGCUCUCCUCCUCCACGUCAUUCGCGCUCUCCACGUUAUUCUCGUUCACCGCCUCCACGCCAUGGCCGAUCAGACUACUAUUCUCCUCCCAAGGGAGGAAGGCAAUACUCUAGAUCUGUUUCCCCCCAAGAGAGAAGGGAUAGUCGAGAAAGAGAGAGGUCAUACUCACGAAGUGUGAGUCCCCCGGUUAGAAGAGAGCAUUCUCCCCCGUAUGAAGGGAGCCGCAGUAGAAGCCCUGUGGUGGAGCGAUCUAGAAGCCCAGUAAGGGAUGGCUCUCCGGGGAGGAGGAGGGUCGAAAGAGUAGUUGUGAACCGAAGAAGCCCUAGUGGAAGUCGCAGCCGUAGCCCAGUAGAGGAUUGAUCUCUCUAGCUGCCAAAUGAAAUGCUAUUUUAUGUGUUGGAUUUGAUCUCUUCUUUCUUGUUCUGUUGCUGUUUGAUGGUUUUAUCAAGAUUGGAAUUUUUAGGGUUAAAACUGAAUUUAUCUACUCUACUUAAGUUUAUUAUCUGUUUGUCAGUCAGACUGUUUGUUUUGUUGACAAUUUAGCCUAAGAAACUUAAAAGUCUUUCUUUUUUUAUG
Molecule: messenger RNA, 1110 nt
Organism: Impatiens glandulifera
Lineage: Eukaryota; Viridiplantae; Streptophyta; Magnoliopsida; Ericales; Balsaminaceae
Product: serine/arginine-rich SC35-like splicing factor SCL30A
Exons: 6
Coding region: 88-894 (268 amino acids)
Molecular function (GO): RNA binding
Source: RefSeq, a predicted model, not a curated record